Pseudomassariella vexata is the source of this 789-nucleotide messenger RNA. Its product is annotated as 3-hydroxybutyrate dehydrogenase. Gene Ontology annotation, molecular function: 3-hydroxybutyrate dehydrogenase activity. The transcript has a single exon. NCBI's taxonomy places the organism in Eukaryota, Fungi, Ascomycota, Sordariomycetes, Amphisphaeriales, Pseudomassariaceae. The record is from RefSeq and is a predicted model, not a curated record. Bases 1 to 789 code for a protein of 262 amino acids.
AUGUUCCUCAAAGGAAAAACCGCCUUAAUAACAGGAUCAACAUCGGGCAUCGGGCUAGCCUAUGCCCGCAGCCUCGCUGCUGAAGGUGCUAACAUAAUGCUCAACGGCUUCGGCGAUCCCUCGGCCAUCGAAGCUGAGCGUUCGGCCCUCGAGACCAUCUCAAGCGGCGGCCGCGCCCUCUAUUCGUCCGCCGACAUGACCUUGCCGUCCGCCAUCACAGCCCUCGUACAGCACUGCCAUGCCGAGCUAGGCGGACCGGAUAUUCUAGUUGCCAACGCGGGCAUCAACCACAUCGCGCCCGUCACUUCCUUUCCAGUGGAGAAAUGGGACCAGAUCAUCGCCAUUAACCUCACCUCCCCCUUUUUGCUCAUGCAAGCCUGCAUCCCCUUCAUGAAACAGAAGAACUGGGGCAGGGUCAUCUGCACCGCUUCCGCGCACUCCAUGGUUGCGUCACCGUAUAAGUCAGCCUACGUAGCUGCGAAGCACGGGCUGGUCGGGCUGGUGAAGACGGUAGCGCUCGAGAUGGCAAGGGAUGGCAUCACGGUGAACGCCAUCUCGCCCGGCUAUGUCUGGACCCCGCUAGUGGAGAACCAGAUCCCGGACACCAUGGAGGUGCGGGGCAUGACGCGAGAGCAGGUCGUCGACGAGUUGUUGGUUGCGCGGCACCCGACGAGGGAAUUGGUCAAGCCCGAGCAGGUUGCUGCCUUGGCACUAUUCCUGUGUCGCGAGGAGGCAAGGCAAGUUACGGGAUCGAAUUAUAGCAUGGAUGGAGGGUGGACGGCUGGCUGA